Ictalurus furcatus (blue catfish) is the source of this 1737-nucleotide messenger RNA. RefSeq names its product PWP1 homolog, endonuclein (gene pwp1). Gene Ontology annotation, biological process: rRNA processing. Bases 106 to 1551 code for a protein of 481 amino acids. The transcript has a single exon. Gene Ontology annotation, cellular component: nucleus. Gene Ontology annotation, molecular function: protein binding. The record is from RefSeq and is a predicted model, not a curated record. NCBI's taxonomy places the organism in Eukaryota, Metazoa, Chordata, Actinopteri, Siluriformes, Ictaluridae.
CGCCUCGUGUUUCUCCACGCAGUAGGGUCAAUGUUUUAGAAGCUCCUGGUGCCGUAGAUACCAAAGGCCAAUCUAAGUAACAAUUCUUUAAUAGUUGGUGUGAUCAUGAGCUCUCAAAUAACUUGUAUCGGAUGGGUGAGGAAGGGGGUUUCUAAAGAAACACCAGAUAAAGUUGAAUUGAGUAAAGAGGAGCUGCAGCGCAUUAUAGCCGAGGCAAAGGAUGAAUUAAGGCAAGAUGAUGAUGAUGAUGAGCAGGAGGAGUGCCCAGUGAGUGAGCAAGAGAAGACAGAAACUCAUUCAGCACCAGAAAUGACUGCUGCUGAUGAAGAAAAUCCAGCAGAAAAUGAUCUAGCCGAAUAUGAACUGGACAAAUACGAUGAGGAAGAUCUUGAGACGGCUAACCUCGGGGACAGUCUGGCAGGUCUGACAGUGUUUGGCAAUAAUGAAGAAGAUCCUUAUAUCACCAUUCAAGACACAGACCAGUAUGAAAGAGAGGACUUCCAGCUCAAGCCUACUGAUAACCUCAUUCUGGCUGGUAGGGCUGAGAAGGAUUGCUGCAAUCUUGAGGUUUAUGUGUAUAACUCUGAAGAGAACUCUCUGUAUGUCCACCAUGACAUUCUCCUCCCUGCUUAUCCACUGAGUGUCGAGUGGCUGAACUUUGACCCCAGCCCUGAUGAAGGCACAGGGAAUUAUGCAGCAAUAGGAAACAUGACUCCUGUUAUUGAUGUGUGGGAUCUGGAUGUGGUGGACAGCUUAGAGCCUGUGUUUUCUCUUGGCAGUAAGAAGACCAAGAAAAAGAAGAAGAAGAAGAAUGCUGCCGAGCCCAUAGAGGGCCACACUGAUGCUGUAUUAGAUUUGUCAUGGAACAAGAUGGUUAGGAAUGUUUUGGCAAGUGCUUCUGCUGAUGAGUCUGUGGUUCUUUGGGACCUUGUGCAAGGCAAACCAGCAACAACACUAAGACGCCACACAGAUAAGGUCCAGACUCUGAAGUUCCACCCAUUCGAAGCACAGACUCUCAUCACCGGGUCUUAUGAUAAGUCAGCUAUCCUAUACGACUGUCGCAAUCCAGAAUCCAGCAAUCGUAUCUGGCGCUUUAGCGGUCAGGUGGAGCGACUGGUGUGGAAUCACUUCUCCCCAUGCAACUUCCUUGCAAGCACAGAGGACGGCUUCAUUUACUGUUUAGAUGCCAGAUCAGACAAGCUGGUCUUCACGCUGAGGGCACAUGACGGAGAGGUGUCGGGUAUGGACCUGAGCAGUCAAGUGAGCGGCUGUCUGGUUACCAGCUCUGCUGACAAACAUGUGAAAGUCUGGGAUAUUCUCGGAAACAAGCCCAAGCUCAUUCACUCCAGAGACAUGAAAAUGGGAGUGCUGUUCUGUGCGGCUUGCUGUCCUGACCUGCCAUUCGUCUAUGCGUUUGGAGGACAGAAGGAUGGGCUGCGUGUAUGGGACAUUAGCGAUGUAGCUGCGGUGUCAGAGGUUUUCGGCAGCCGGGAACGUUUGGUUGCCAACACGGUGUCUGCGGACUCCAGCAGCAGCAUGGAGGUCUCUUAAUGGAACAGCUAGAGACUUUGCGACCAAAUAACUUCUUUUCCUAUUAAUCCAAAAUAAGCAAAUUCUGUUUAGAGAAAAACAAUCCAGUAUAUACUUUGUUUCUGGUGUACAAGAUAAAUGAAAUGUACCAUUAUUACAAAAAUAUAUGCACAUUUUGUGAUGAACUCAUUAAACAGAGGUUUUAAU